Naegleria gruberi is the source of this 1425-nucleotide messenger RNA. RefSeq lists its product as uncharacterized. Bases 1 to 1425 code for a protein of 474 amino acids. The transcript has a single exon. The record is from RefSeq and is a predicted model, not a curated record. NCBI's taxonomy places the organism in Eukaryota, Heterolobosea, Eutetramitea, Acrasida, Naegleriidae. Gene Ontology annotation, molecular function: nucleic acid binding.
AUGAGAAUACAUGGGAAAGAGUUCAAUAAGGAAUUUGAAAGCGCAGACAUUAAAUUGUUAAAGAGUAAUUUGAGACAACAUUUGCCAAAAUCUCUGGAAUUAUUCAAUACUAAAUUUAUUGAGAAAAACAUAGGUGCACUUUGUGAAGCAUCUAUUGUUGGAAAUUUAUAUAUAACCAAAAAACAAUCCCUGUUAUAUGAACCAAAUAAGUCUCAAUAUGCACCAUACUUUUUCAAAUUGUAUAUGUUUGAUAUUUUGAGGAAGAAUAUCAGAAUUGUAAAUUUAUAUCAAAACAAACCGUGCACUUCUAUUGGCAUGUUUGCACACUAUAAUUAUAUUGGAAUGCCUAGAGCUAAAUUUUAUGAGUUAGUGAAACAAAUAGUGACUAAUGAUUUCAGAGAUCACUUCUACUAUUCAGUGAUUGGGAAGGAAAAGACUGAUAAUUUAUCAAUGUGGGAUAUCCAUGCCUAUAAUUUUUUGAAAAAUCAAACAGAAUUGAAAGAAGGUGAACUUAUUGAUAAUUUACCUCUUAUGGAAUUGAAAAAUAGACUUGUUAUCAUUCAACACAUGAAUGAAAUGUCUCCAGAAUUAUGGAAUAUAUUCCUUAAUGAUGGUAAAUUCCCUUUUAUUUUUGAUACAGAGUGGAAUUUCUUUGAUCCACAAGAAACAGGAGUACGAGUUAUACAAGUAGCAAACUCUUUUGUUUGUUUCAUGAUAUUGGUAGAUUUCGAUGAAAUACCUGCAGACUAUUUAGUGGACUUUUUAUUUAAUCCUAAAUUUACCAAACUUGGAUUUGCACUGAAUGGAGAUUUGAAACGAAUUAAUAAUUGGCUGACUGAACAUAACAUGGAAAAUUUGGACAGAACAUUCAUCAACACUCCUGAUUAUAUGAAUGAUCAAGGAUGGAUUGAAGGAGAUCCUUACUCAGUAGGUCUCUCCAAAUUGGUUACAUUCCACACAUUCAGCAAUCAAAAAAUGUUUUACAAAUUUAAGGGAAUUCUUGAAUUUUACGAGUACAAAUGGCAACCACAUGAUUUGAAUCCAACACUUUCACAUUGUCUCAAAAGAAUAGACUAUGCCUCCAUGGAUGUACUGAUUGGAUACUAUUAUCUAAAAUGUGAAAAGUAUCCAUCCAAUCACUUAUUCAAUACUAACUUAAGAAAGGGUUGGAAUGAAAACACAUGGAAAGAAGAAGCUAAAAAGAGUAAGGAAAUCAAAUACAGUUUACUUGAUAUCAUUUACUCUGACAGAUCAUCAUUGUUUACCACCAAGACUAGGCAUUUCAAGAUGAAGGUGGCUUACACCAAAAACUUUUGGAAAGCUAAUGAAAAUUCAUCAGAACUGACCCACUCAGAAAACAAUGUAAUAUUGGAACCAAAUCAGCAGCAAGAAGAAACUGUAGAUGAUCAACCAAUCGAACAAUAA